AUGACUUUACCUUCUAUGGUGGUCAUAACAGAAAUUCCAUCUCUGGUAAGCACUGAAAUUAUUUCCACUACGAUGGUCAUAACAAAAAUUCCACCUCUGGUUAGUACUAAAAUUGUUUCCACAGCACCUUCCACUCUCCCCUCUGGGCCUAUAACUGAAGAAGGGUCAGCAUCAGUAGUUGUUACUACAUCAACAAACAUAUCACUAGAUACUUCAGCACUAAUACCAAUAACAACAUCUACAACCGAUUUGGUUCCUCCAAAGCCCAAAGGAACAAAGAAGUCGAAGACUGUCUCUCGGGUGUUAGUAGAUCCGGCUACUAAAAGGAAAUAUGUUGAGGUCAUUGUACCAUCAUCAGAUAAGAGUAAAGAUAAUAUACAACCUGAAGACUAUACCAUGCAAACUGUAGAUCUAGGAGUAGAGAUGCAUGAGAGUGUUAAGCUGGAUUCUCAAACGGAUUUUAACUCUUUGUUAUAG
This is a messenger RNA of Cryptomeria japonica (Japanese cedar), 477 nucleotides long. RefSeq lists its product as uncharacterized. The record is from RefSeq and is a predicted model, not a curated record. The transcript is spliced from 2 exons. NCBI's taxonomy places the organism in Eukaryota, Viridiplantae, Streptophyta, Pinopsida, Cupressales, Cupressaceae. Bases 1 to 477 code for a protein of 158 amino acids.